GUUCUCGUUGUGUGAAAUCUAUGUUGCCAGGACUGGCAAAGUUGCAAAAAUUUUGAGACGUUCCAGGUAGAACGUAGAACGACUACAUUUCCGUUUGAUACAAUUACGUUCAAGAGCUUGUUGUAAAUAUAAGCAUGGACGAGCGUGUGACCGUGAAAUAUAAAUUUAUUAAUAUGCGACAAAUAUGAAAAUAUGAGGAGUAGCUGUAAAAAGGAAGACACUAAAGAAAAAGAAAGGACACUAAAGAAGGAAGACACAAGGAAAAAAUAUGUUUUUUUUUCUGAUCCAGAUAUUAUUGUUCAACGUGCUGAAACAUCAGCAGCAACAGCCCAAGUUAAACAAGAUCUUGAAUUUCAACAACAGCAGAAUUAUAUUGUCAAGCAAAUAUCUGAAGAUAAACCCAAUUCACCAACUGAAUUUGACUUAAAGGCCUUAGAAAACUUAUUAUCGUAUCAUCCCAUCCAACCAUAUCCAUUUACAUUUAUAAGUGCUGUAAAACGAAAACUUGGUUUAGAUGAUAAUUCUAAAGUCUGGGGAAAAGUACAAGAUCCAAAUAAUAAAAAUGCAUUUGAUCUGUCUGCUACGGUAUUAAAGUCCAGUAGUUCUCAGAAUUUGCAUGAGAUUAUACAAAAGAUGGAUUUUGUAAGACCAUUAAAAGUUCCAGACUUGAAAAUUUCUGCAAAAAAAUUAGACUUUGCUACUAGAGAAAAUUCUACAUCAAAAGAAUUAAUAUCUCCAAAAUUUGAUACACCUUCAAUGGACCUUAUUCACGAAAAAACAAGUAAGCCAACAAAGAGUUUUGAGCGAGUUCAAAGACGGUUAGAUUUUUCAACAUCGGACGUAUCAUCGAUAAUAACCAGUGAAAUAGAGCCACUGAAGGUGCCAAAUAUUUCUAUAUCAUCAAAUUUGUCAAAGAAAAAAGAAUAUGUUCGAGAAAACUCUAGGGAGAAAGAAAAUAGAUCCAAGAGAGUGAGAAAAGAUGAUUCUUUGUUUGCGAAGCAGGAUGAAGUAGGGCAAGAUUUCUUCAAAAGAUCUCGAAGCCCAAGACGUGUUUCUAGAAAAGACUUUUCUGAUAAUAUAAAUGAAACUGCAUCAGCUAUAAAAUUAAAAAAUGACAGGUUGCCAUUUUAUAUGUCGAAAGACACUGAUUUUGUUUUAACAAAACCAAAAACAAAAAAUUUUGCUACAUCUACUGCCAAAAAAGAUACAGAUAAAAGGCAUAGAUCUACUAAUGCAAGAUUUCUAAAGUCAAGAGAUGCUUCUUUAGAAUCUAAGAAUAGAACUUGCAGUAAUGAAUCGCUUUCUGAACGUUCCUCAAAAUUGCCAGAUAAAAUCACAGUCAGAGAAUCUAGAAACAUGUUUGAGAAUUUGGAUUACAGGUAUAAGGACGAUUUGCAUACAUUGAAACAAGGGGAUGAUCAGAAACAUGUAUCUUCAUUGGAAAAUAGGCAACUAAAACAGCAUAAGGUAGCAUGUCAGCUUCAAGGAAAAUUAGGAAAUGUAUCUUUUAAAGAGCAAACCAAGAGGAUAUCUGAAAAAAUAAAACCCUCUACGAGUAAAAUAGAAGGCAAAACGUAUGUUAUGAACUCCAAGGAGUUUGAAGAUAAGGAAAGUGUAACAGAUUCAAACUCGAGUAUAAGAACUCGAAGUCCGAAUACCAUUUCCACACAACAAAUGAAAAACAAAGAUUUAGAAAAAGUCGUACAAAAUAUUAAUGUGCUUAAAUCAAAUAAAACUAUCAACGAUUCAAAAUAUACAAAUAAUACGUUACCACAAUGCACUAGUACAAAUACAAAAAAAGAAGAAGAAUCGUUUACACAAAGCAUUGCUACUACAAUCAAGCAAUCAAGUAACAGUAAUGAAUCUAAUUUGAACGAUAGUGUAUUAUCAGAUACGUUAUUUGAUCCAAGAAGAAUUUCAUUCAGAGAUGAAAAUCGAAUACAGCAAGAAGAAUUUUGCGAUUUAGUAACGCCAGAAGUAAAUCUACCGCGAUCUAAACGGAAAAGACAGUUUAUACAAAAUAGUAAUAUAGAUGCUGAUUCUAAGUGUUUGAAGUAUAAUACAGGUAAAACAGAAACGGAGCAGGAAGAUAUUCCAUUGUUACAUCCAACUGCUUUACAUAUGCAGUUUCAAGCCGAGUUACAUCUUCUUGAUUCCUUUAACGAGUCAUUGAGGCAGGUUAUGGACGUUGAAAAGUGUUUAUAUAAUGUUAAACAGGACCAAGAAAAAGAGUUACCAUUGCAGCAUAGUCAAACAAACGACCAAGGAAAAUCAUAUAUCUCUAAACCGACAAGUGAAAGGAAAGCUGAUGUUAUGGAGCAUUGUGAUGAAAUUAAUAAAUUACACAAACAUGUUACAACCAAUAAAGUGCAUUAUACUACAAGUCAGACUAUGGUAAAUGAGAUUGAUAAUCUGCAUAAAAUUAAGCCAGUAGUAAAAGCAGUAGAAGUACAAACUCAAACAGUAAACGACAUGGCAACACAAACAGAUAUACGUUCAACUCGACGAAAUGUACAAAGUAGAUGUUCAGAGAUUUGUGGUGUCUUAUAUGAACGAGGAUUUGCUGGAGAUAGCGAAGUUCCUCAGCUUUGUUUAGAUUCAGCAGAACAAUUUGAAGAUUUGGAUCAAAUAGAAGAAAUAUCGUUACCUAGUAAAUUAAGAACAAUGUCAGAAAUAAGUUUACAUGAAACUACGUCAUCUAUACGGACAGAAACUGGAACCGAGAUUAGCAUCUCUACGCGAGAUAUAACUUGUUCUUUUAAUAAAUACUUAGAUCUAGAAAUUGCACAAUUAAUAAAGGAUGAAAAACAGAGGUAUGAUAAAUUCGAGAUGUUGUUUAAAUCUCGCGAGAAAACAUUAAAUGAUCGAACUAAAAAGUUAGUAAAAUUAGAAGAAAGAAAACGCGCAUUAAAAGAUACCGGUCAAGAUAGUCGUGUUAGCUCUGUAAAAAAGAAGCAAAGAGCUUUACUUUUAAAAUUGCAGCAAGAAAAGGAUGAGAUGAGCAGGUUGAAAGAGCUUCACAAAAUUGCAAGUCAAGAACGUAAACUUAUGUUACAAAAACAAAGGAAUAUGUUCAAUCCUCAAAUGUCUACUAAAAAUAUUUUAACUAAAUUAAAAAGAAGCGCGGAUAGUCAAUCUCCAAGAAGAUUAUCUGGCCCAAUGAAAGGUUAUGAUAUAAGAAGUAAUAGUUCUAUGAGUUCUUUAGUUGAUUCUGAUAAGUCACAGCAUGAACGAUCUCAGACAGAUGCACGCAUGCAAAUGUCGGAAAAUGAGUUACAUUUUGCUAAACUGGACCUACCAAAAAGUAAUAAAUUUACAAAUUUUGUUGAGGAACCUGAUGCAUUGUUUUCUAGAUUUAAUAAAUCUAACGAAGCUAUUCAAGGCAAUGUAUCUCAAGAAAAGUGUCCUUAUAAAUCGCAGAAAGAUGGAAACAAAUCAAAGUAUGAAAUAAAGCCGAGAAAGUUUGAAGAAAAAAUGCCUAGAGCGGAUAACUUGAGAUUGAAGUCGCAUCAACAUUCUGUCGAUCCAAAAUUGAUAUCGGGUCGUUCUAUGAGCAUAUCUGGGAAAUAUUAUUUUGAGAAAGAAAAAUCUCCCGACGUUUCAGAAUUGUUGCAACAGAAUUUAAACAACUCUGUAUCUGAACAUGCUAAAUCGGAAUCUGAUACUCUAGUAGAAGAGCUAUCUAAAAAAUCGAAGUCUUCUCAUAUAAUUGAUAAUCAUUUUCAAAGUAUGGUUUCUCAGAGAGAAAGAGAAUCUUUAUUAAAAGCGGCAACCACGAACAGUGAGACUGUUCCAGAAGAAAUAAGUUCUGUUAGCCAAGAUACUGUAUCAAAGACAUCAAAAUCAUCCCAAGUCUCCGAAGAUAUUUUACAGACACAUUCAAAGAGUUCUAAAAGAAGUAAUAAAUCAAUUCCAACCGAUAUGUCUAAAAAAGCACAAUCCAGUUCUGAAUCUAAAUCAAAUGUUAAGCGCAGGACCUCAAAGUGUCAAAAAAGCAAAUCAUCGUCUAGCAUACUUACGGAAAACAUAUUACGAUCCAAAUCCAAUUCUCAAAUGUCAGAGGAGUUUAUCAAGCAUCACAAUAAACGAACAAGGAUGGAAAAAGAAUUUAUUCAAUCUGAUAAAACUGAUGAGAACACAAUUUUAGAUAGCAUAGAUCACAACGAGAGUCAAAGUUUUCUGCAAACUUUAACUAGGCAUUCCAAACCUACAAAAGAUAAGAAUUUUAAAUUAUUGACUGAUAGAAUAGAUGAUUAUGAAAGUAAAGAGAAUAUAUUAUGUCAAAAAAUAUUUGACAAAAGCGUAGAAGCCUAUGAGAAUUCCUUUCAUAGUCAAGACAAGAGUGCACACAAUUUGGAUAAUAUGUCUACAAGAUCCCAAGUCAGUAAUUUUGCUGUUUCUCAUCAUAGUUCCGGAGAGAGUGACAGAAAUUAUUCAAAAUCUGUAGUUGUCAGAUCGCAAGGUCAUAAUUUGAAAACUUCAAAGAAACUUGAACAUAUUUUGAAUGCACGCGAAGCCGCACUUACAUCGCGGAAGAACUGUGUGGAAGAGUGGAUGGCUUGGCAUGCAAAAUUAAGAACAGAAGAAGAUCGUGUUGCACGAAUGGAACAAGCUGCUCUUAAACUAGUAACUACAACAUCAAAUGUUUUUUCUCAACAAGAGAGAAGUAUGUGUCCCUUUAUAGAUACUACUGUCUCGUCCGAUACAAGUGAUAUCGAAGGAAGAAUAGAAUUACUUACUGAAAAAUUAGCAGAACGACGAUUAGAAAUGUCACGUUUGAAGAGAGAAGCUAGGAAGCAGACAAAACAAAAGCUUCGCGCUUUAGAAGCUAAUUUGUUAAAUCAAAUUAAAAAAUAUGAUACAACCAUUCAUGAGAUGCGUAGAAAACUGGAAUCGAAAAAGGGAUCAAGUAAAGACAAUGAUAAGUUGGCAAUAGAAUCAAAAUCAUUGGCAGAUUUUAAAGUACCUGAAAUUCCUCUGAAAAGAAUUCAAGAUAUAUUUAAAAACAGCGAUUUGUUAAGGUCUAGAUCGGAGUCUGAUUUGUUGUCUACAAAAAGGCCAACAAAAGAUUCUAUGAAAAGUGUUAAUUUAUUACGAAAUGAAAACAUUGAAAUUGAAUAUGAUAAAAGUUAUUUGGAAAAAGUAUCCAACUCUUACAAAAAUGUAAGAACUUCGGAACAAUUAAACUCGGCGAAAAUGGAUACUAUUAGUCAAAGUAUUGAAACUAUUCUUGAUGAGAGCAUACCAGAACAAAUUGAAUCUGAUAAACUUGGUUCGAUAUCAUCGGUUGUUUCCGAUGAUGUUGAAUCCGAUAAACAUGUUUCUUAUAAUAGUAAAGUAUAUCUAGAUGAAAUGCAAAACAGACAAAUUGUAACUGAAGAAAAAGGGUCUAGCAUUUCGGAAGAUGUUAAGACUGAAAUUAGUGCAGCGAAAUCUGAAGAAGAUAUACUUACACAAUCGGAAACAAAACUUUCAAAAAAUGAAACCACUAUUCAAUCUGAUUUAAAAGAAUAUAGAUCAGAUUUUGAGACGGCUUCUGAGCAAUCUCGAGCCAAAAGUAUCUCGUUACAAUCUGAUGCUGAUAAAGUACAAGAUUUAGAGUAUUCUGGUAUUUCUUCGAAAAAAUCUAACGUUGAAGGUUCUAAGACGGAAAUUAACACUGAAACCGACAAUGAAAUGCUUGGUGUCUCCCGAAAGUUAGACUUUUUACGUUUGAAUAAUAAGAACUUGUACGAAGACAUAAGUUCUCUUGAAAAUGAACUCAAAAUACUUUCGGAAAUGAUGUCACGUUUCAGUAAAAAAUCAACCGAAGAAGAAUCGAAGAACAAUGAAGAUAAAAGCACUUCGAAAGAUAUAUCGGAAAUUCUUUUGAAAUCUGACGAUAACAAUGAAAUUCAUAAAAUAACAACUGUAAAACAGAAUAAAAUGGAAGAUAUAGAAUUAGAACAAAAGGAGACUGAUCCUGAUAUUUCACAGUACUUGACCAGUGGUUCAACAUUAAAAUCAGUUAGUCAUUUUAAUGACAGCAAAAGUAUAGUAGAAGAAGUUGAUAAUGUCAUGUCUGUUAUAAUUCCACAAGACGAUACGUCUCUUUCAAAAUCAAAUCAAGAAAUUGAUUAUAAAGCAAGGAGUAAAGAGAUUUUAAAUGAGAUUGAAAAAUCGAUAAUGUUAGAGCAUAUUAAAGCCACUGAGAAUAAUUCAAAUCGUUCAAAUAUAUUAAUUGAGAACAACAAAACAAGUACACACGAAAGAAAUGAAAAAAUGUUAAAUGAUUUUUCUACUGAGAUUUGUAGGAAAUCUUUAUCUGAAAUUAAUUCGGAAACGACACAGGAUAAAGAAAGCAUAAAUAUAGCAGAGAAUGCAUCCGAAAUAACAUAUACUUCUCAAGAAGACAUAAAUAUUGAAGAAAGUUUAGUUGGCUCGCAUAACUUAGAAUGUCAUCAAUUUUUAGAAUCAAAUAAAAACUCUUCAACUUCAGAAAAGAGCAAUUUACUUGGAAGGGAUAAGUCAUUAAAUUUAUAUAUAGAUAUCGAUCAUAGUUCAAUAAUAAAUAAUGCAAUUAGUGUGCAAAGUCAAUCAGAGCAUAAGAGUGACGUAAUUUCUCAAAAACUUCCACAGAAUGUCACAAAUCAGACGACAGUCGUAGAACCUGUUAUUACCGAGGAGUUAUCAAAGGAACAAAUUUUACCACAAUCUUCGAGUUCGACUGAAAAAACUGAUGAAAUUAAAGAAGUAAUAGAUUAUAUGAAAGAUAAUGAUAAACAUAAAAUAGAAUUUAGCAAUAACAAUCAGAAGGAAAGUACUUCUUUUAUGCAAGAUGAAGAUACAGUAUGUAAAGAAACUUCUUUAAAAUCUGUUCAAACAUCUAAGCAGGAUACAUCAGGAUUAGAUCACACUGCAAAUUGUAUUGGGAAAGAAAUUAAUAAAGAUGAAAGUCAGUUGAGAGAAAUUUCUGUGGAUAAAACUUCGUUUGAUAAAGAUGAUUGGACUAUAUCUAAUUCGUUUAGCAUUCAGCAGGAUGUUACCAAUUCUGAAUUAGAAACAUCACAAAAUCAGAAUUUGAAAUUAUCUAAUGACGAUUCAAACAAAUUUUUAGGUACAGAGAAUAUAUCUCAGUCAAUUGAUAACCCUAAAAAUCAAGAUCUUGAAGAGAAUUUAAGUAGUGAUAUAGACAAUGUGUCUUUGUUUCUUCCAAAAUGUGAAUCUACAAAUAUUGAUAUAUAUGGUAUUAAAUUUGACGAAACAGUACCAGAUUAUAAUAUUGAAAUGACCAAUGAUAAAAUUAAUUAUAUAUUGAGUAUAAUGACUGCAGACAACAACAAAGAGCAAAAUCAAGAAGAAACUGUGCACACUAUAGAAACUGAUGAUUUUCAAAAGACCAUUUAUGAUUCUGUAACUAAAAUAUUGGAUAAAGUUGAAAAAAGUAUUGAUAAUAACUCAAUAAAAGAAAAAAUAGAAAGUCAUUCGGAAAUUAGAGAAAAUAAAAAUGAAAUUAAGACAAUAGUAAAUAAGGAGUGUAAAUCAAUUUUAGAUAGUUUUUACUUAAAAGACAAUGUAAAGACAAAGAGUGAAACAGAACUUGAUGGAAAUCGAGAAACCAUUUCUUUGGAUACUAAUAAUGAUAGGAAUAUUAAUGAAGACAUUAUGACUACUAAAGUUCAUACUGAACCUGUUGUAAAUGUUAGCUUACAUGUUGAAAUUGAAAAUGACGAUGACACGAUACAUCAGAUUGAAACUAAAUCACAGGAAGUUGUAAUAACAGAAUUGGAACCUGGAAGUAUAGAAGAUGACAUUUUGUCUGAAGUUGAAAUUGACGCUAAAGUAGAAUUUGCAGAAGAGGAACCUGAAGAAACGAUUACAUUCGAAGACAGUACGGAAACAGACGUACAAAUUGUACAAGAAGAACUAUUAUUAGGACCCAUAGUAGAACAAGAUAGCUCAGAUGGUGAACAACUUGAUAAUUUAAUAGAAGUAGCUGAAAGUGGAUUGGAUACUAUAGAGAAACAGAUUUCCAUCACUGAAUCAGAAUUAAUCGUACAUGAUAAGACAGAUACUCAAACUAUUGGUAUUUCAAACAGUAAAAUUAAGACUCAGAAGAGUGCAAACACUUGUGAAUCUGAAGAUAAUCUCGAAACAGUAGGAAAUUCUGAAGUAAUUAUAUUUAGUGCACCUACCGAUGUGAUAAAUAAAACAUUUAACAUUUUGAAAGAUCCAGAUUAUGAAGAUAUCUCGGAAGAAAGUCUUGAAGUGUCUGAAAUUUUUGAUAAAAGUGAAGUUCAAAAGACUAUUUCUGUACAAAAGACAUCAUCUAUACCAGAAAGAUAUGAAGCAGUACAAAAAUCAGAGGAGGUAUUGAGAAUACUGGAUGAAAUUACACAGAAAUCUUCAACAAGUUCUGAUCAUGACAGAGAGCAAUUUCAAAGUAAUAAACAAAUUUCUGAGUACAGUGAACAACCAUCAGAAGAGAUUUCGAACAAAGAUGAUAUUAUACUUUCAAGAGUUGAUGGUAAGUCUAUGGAAAAUAUUCACAAGAAAAAUGAGCAAUCAUUGGAAAAUAAUUUAGAAAGUCAAACGUCUAAGACAAUAGCAACAGAAGAGGAAAAUCGAUCUAUGGAAUUAAUUGUUUGCUUAAAUGAUACAGAAGACAAAGAAAAGUUGGAGCAAGAGAUAUUGUCUGAGUCGAGCGAAGACAGGGAUACGCCGAAAAGUGUGUCGGAAAUUGAGAUGGAUUCGCCCAGAGAUUCUAAUGAUUCAAAAUUAGACAUUGAUGCGUUAAAUGAUGACAUAUUGAAUAACACUAACGCGGAAAGUCAAAAUAUUGAUUCAAAGAAUACAUAUCAUGCUACGCCUAUUGUUGCUACAUCUGAGAAAGAUAUAGAAGUCAUGAUAGACAAAUUAAAAGCAUCGUUGGAACAACCUGGUUUGGAAGUCGCAGAAUUGGAAGCGAAACUGCUUCGUAUUGAACAACUUCAAAUCGAACUAGAGAUUAAAAAAUUGGAAGCAGAAGAAGUAUCUUAUUAUGUUAGAGAAAUACCUAAUAAACCCCCACCCCCCUACACACCACCCGGCGGUGGUGGACGAAUUUCAGUGUCACUUGGGUCACCAUCACCUCCACCAGCUGUGAUUCCCUCAAACAUAGAAGAAUUAACAGCAUUCACGGAGAAAGCCACGACACUCAUAUUCAGAGCUAGGGAGGCUGGAGAAGAUAUCAUGAAUUUAGAAGCUCCUCCUGAGAUCUGCGAGUUAACCAAAGAGAACGAUGAGAGUGUAAAGAAGGAUAGAAGAAUUUACAAUACAUUCCUCUUCGAUCUGUGUAAAGAAACGAUCGCUGAGGUUUAUCAAGCCGAGUAUGAAAAACCAGGACCAAGUUGGACGAAACCAAAUGUAAAAACAAAACCUACGAUGAAACUCCCGAAAACUGUAGAAGAACUUAACGAAUAUGUUAACAAGGAGGUAGCUACGUUGUUCGGUUUCAAAACGAAACUACAACGGGAAAAUAUGGUAAUGCGUUGGAGUAGAAAACGAAGAGACAGAGUUGACGAAUUACUGGCUAGGGAGGCUCAAGCUGAAGAGGACGAAUGGACCAAAUUUCAUCACGAUGAACUUGCUGUAAAAAAUGGUCUUACUGUAGCUAUAUUGGAUACCCUACUAAUGGAAACUGUGAAUGUAGUUAAAGUGGCAUAUGCGAAGAAAAGAAAAGUAAUGGUUUAGUUUUAUUACAAAGCUAUCGUGAUUGAGUUACCGUUACAUGAAUUUCGUCAAAACACAAUUAUUUGUCAUGAAAAACGAUAGGUAUUAGGACCUUGAUAAUUGUAGAGAAGGGGGUUUAAACAUUCCUAGAAGUAUUGAAAUUCGUACCUAUACUUUUAUUUCUUUUGGAUCUGUUUUUGUCUCAAACGAAAGACAGUACUUGUUGCUAAGUGGUCACACCUUUUGUUUACUAAUACAAUAUAGCAACGAAGUUCGCAUAGAAGUAUCAAGGUUCUACUAUAUAUUAUUUCGAAAUUUUGUAAAUUGGCCUCAAUUGCCAUAUUUUUAAUGAAUUACCAAGUAAUUCAUUUUUAUCUAUUUGUGCCCUGUAUAUGACCCCUGUAUAUAGGCUGGUUCCUAUUUAUUCUUUUGACAAAUUGUUUGCUUUUAAAGGAUGAAGGUAUGAAUGAUAAUUUCACUGUAAUAAAAUUCAAGAGGUGUACGAGGUCCAUUUUGCAAAUUAUAGAAUCGUAGAAAAUAGUUGUAUUUAGUAGUCACGAAUUGUGUAGAGAAUUUAAUAAUCAAAUACCCUAAAUUCGUUUCGAAUUUUUGUUAAAACUAAGAUUAUUGUUAGAAUAUAUGGUAUAAUUACAUUACAAUUUAUAGUUAUAUAUAUUGAGAUGUAGUAACAUACUUAAUAUAAGAAUCCCAUUGAUAUUUACUUGUAGAAGAAAUGUAAUUAUCGAUUCGAUUAUUCCGAGCGUUUUGUUCGAGUAGUUUAUUAAGUAUUAUUAUUUACACAGCGUAUUGCUCAGAUAUUUGGUUAAACUUUAUCAGCAUAUUCUGUUCAUUGUGCCAAUGAAAAAAUGUCAUACAAAUAGUAUAUAAUAGUGCUUUCAAUAAUUUUCUUCAAAUUAAAGUUACAUAUAUUAUUGUUGCCUUUUAAAGAUGCACUUUAAAGAUUACUGACAUUUUCUAUUAAAAAGAUUUUAAAACAGUACUAUCACUUUUACGGUUAUUUAGUAUCUGUGAUUGUUUACAUUUCGCUGUAUUAUCCGAAUAAUGACAAAUAAUGAAAUUUAUUAAUGUCACAUUAUUAUUAUUGUUGUUGUAUGCACAUCUUCACCAGUGCAAUUAAUAACAAUACUGAUCAAACUUAACUAAAUAUUUUAGGAAUACAUUGUAUAGCAUUUAAUACGUCCCUUGUGUGAUUCUUUUUAUGUUCUAUUAGAUGCGUAUAGAUUUUAAGUUUAUUUUGAUAGUAAUACUUUUACUGUACAUGGUAUUAACACCUAAAGCUUAAAUAACAUUUUAAUCGGGAACUACGAGACGUCACUGGAGAAAAGUAUUUCAUGCAUCCGAACAAAGUGCUCCUUCGGUUAUUGCGUGUAAUAAUACUAUUUGCGUUGUAGAAGUCGGCUGUGGAACGUGGAGGGAUAUGUUCUUAUCAUAAUCGGGACAAAGGAUUUUAAUCGCUUAAAGUUACUUCCCCAAUAAGCACGAACUUUAUUUCUGCCGUCACGUUCCUGCUUCAACUGUGUGAAUAUGUAUACAUCAUAGAUAUCCGGUAUCCUUGGACAGCUUCUCUUCUAUUCCUUUGAGGUUGGAAUGAAAUAAAAUAAAAUGUUAAGAUAAUUGAUCGAUGGAACGAGAGGUGGCUUCGAGCAGCCUAAAUCCUUUGCCCCGACUAUAGGCCGAGUUAAACUUUGUGGAGUUAUGCUCAACUAUUUCUAAUAAAAUUAACAAAAUUUUGACUAAAAGACUGAUACUGUAGGGCCAUUUCGAUUUAAAUUGCAAACAUUUUAAAGAGAAACGUAAAUUCGUGGUAACCUGUAGUAAAAGUCGGUUACGAAUUGGUGUUGAAAAAGCCUCUCAAUGUUGAUUGUUCGCAACGGAGAGAUAGCUUCAUGUUUUACAUGUUUUAGUACUUCUAUUAUACAAGGUGUUCGGCCAUCCCUGCGGAAAAUUUUAAUGGGAGAUUCUAGGAGCCAAAAUAAGACGAAAAUCAAGAAUACCAAUUUGUUGAUGGAGGCUUCGUUAAAAAGUUAUUAACAUUUAAAGUUCUGAGUGAGAACCACUAUCGCGCACACGCAGCUGUUCACAGAUUGCCGUCUCAAAGGCGGAACUUUAAACGUUAAUAACUUUUGAACGAAGCCUUAAUCAACAAAUUGGAAUUCUUGAUUUUCGUUUUAUUUUGGCCUCUAGAAUCUACCAUUAAAAUUUUUCCCAGAGGUGGCCGAACACCCUGUAUAAGAAAUGAUAUACGCAUGUAUAAGCAUUACAUUCGAGUCAUCAAUUGAUAAGCGUUAAAACUGUUUCGAUCAGCGGAUAUUUCGAUUUGGUUCCGUUGAACGUCAACUUUUAAGUUUGCGGUUGUGAUAUCAAUCUAAAGCCCAUGAAAUGGUAGGAGUGAUGUUGAUUAUUGUAUGAAUGUACAGGAACGAGCGAAUGAUACUUUAGUUUUAAAUUUAUUUGAUUGAGCUUUCACACGACUUUUCCAACCGCUGUGAAUGCUCGUCUUUUUAACGUGUGACCUCCAAACUUUUGUGUGAUUAAGAAAUGUACAUACAUACGAUGUCGCUCAAACUUUAGUGUGCACAUGCUUUCUCGUUGCAGAAAGUUUAGCUGAUCUAUAGUU
Molecule: messenger RNA, 12328 nt
Organism: Colletes gigas
Lineage: Eukaryota; Metazoa; Arthropoda; Insecta; Hymenoptera; Colletidae
Product: centrosome-associated protein 350-like
Exons: 12
Coding region: 193-9711 (3172 amino acids)
Biological process (GO): microtubule anchoring
Cellular component (GO): centrosome
Molecular function (GO): microtubule binding
Source: RefSeq, a predicted model, not a curated record